UCUGAUUGUCACAUGGACUAUUGGUGUGUUUUCAGAUUGUCUGGCUGUAUGGUGACAGAGAAGGGCUGUCGUUAUGUGUUUUCAGCUCUGAGUUCAAACCCCUUAGACAUGAGAGAGCUGGAUCUGAGCUACAAUCACCCAGGAGAUUCAGGAGUCAAACUACUCACUGAAAAACUGUUGGAUUCAACCUGCUCACUGGACAAACUCAAUGUGGAUCAUGGAGGAGAAUCCAGGAUUACAGCAGGACUGAAGAAAUAUGCCUGUUUUCUCACACUGGAUCCAAACACAGCAAACACUCGACUCAGUCUGUCUGAGGACAACAGAAAGGUGACACAUGUGGAAGAGUAUCAGUCGUAUCCUGAUCAUCCAGACAGAUUUGAUGGAUAUAAUCCUCAGGUGUUGUGUAGAGAGAGUGUGUGUGGACGCUGUUACUGGGAGAUUGAGUGGAGUGGAAAUGAUUAUGUGGAUAUAUCAGUUUCAUAUAAGAGCAUCAGCAGGAAUGGACGGGGUGAUGAAAGUUUGUUUGGACAUAAUGAUCAGUCCUGGAGUUUGAGCUGCUCUCCUAACAGAUACUCAUUCAUACACAAUAACGUAUGGACUAAACUCCCUGUGAAGCCCAUCAUCAGUAGAAUAGGAGUGUAUGAUGAUGAUGAUGAUGAUGAUGAUGAUUAUAUCUAUAGAAUAGGAGUAUAUGUGGAUGUGAGUGCAGGAACUCUGUCCUUCUACAGCGUCUCUGACACAAUGAGUCUCAUCCACACAGUCCAGACCACAUUCACUCAGCCGCUCUAUCCUGGGUUUAAGGUUUCUAUUGGAUCUUCAGUGAAACUGUGUUGAUGAAUGAGAAUAGACUGAUGAGAGAUUGUACCCAUAAUGCUUUGAGCUGCUGAUGAAUCAGUAAGAGUGAGAUGUUAUUGAGUCUCUUCAUGACAUUAAUACUGCAGCUCAACUUCUGUCACUCAAAUAACAGAAUAACUGUGUCAGAAAUCACAUAUAGACAGUAACAUCAGUGUCUAUAUUUGUUUUUAUUGUUGUGUCUCAUCAAUCAUUUGUUUUAGUGUCAAAAUGUAAAAAUGUCACAAUUAUGAUUGAAGAACAUGCAGUUAAUUUCUCUAUUUUUUGUACAGAAAUAAUAAAACACAAUGACAAAUCAACUAGAGAUUUUAAUUGAUGUUUGUAUCAUGAAUAUAAUCAAUUCCUCACAAGACUGAAAUGAGUUUCUGACAUUAUAAAAUAUUACAUUAAUCAUAACAUUUAGUAAAAUAUGUUAUUGUAACUACAGUAAAGCUGUAUUAAAUGAUCUCUUUUUUUAUUAAGAUCUCUUUUAAUAAGAGAAAGAAGCUGUCAGAAUACAUUUUAAAAUAUGUUUUGAGUUUAAUGUUUUAAUCACAGUAUAUUUAUAGACCAAAAUCAUAUUUUUAUUUACUGUUUUAUUUAGUUUUUAUUUUCUUGUUUAUUGAAUUAAUAUGAACAAGUAUCAUAUUAUAGAUAUAAUGCAAACAGUACUUCAGCUGACAUAUUUGUAUCAACACUUUUUAUUAACCCUUUAAUUGUCACUCACAUUUUUGAGCACAGACAUAAAAAUGCACUAUCCAGACUUACAUUUUUAUAAUUCAUGAAUGAAAACAUUUUGUAAUAUGAUUUUGAUGUACAUUUUCCAUGGUAAUGCGAUGUCUGAUUUAAAUUGCCUUUCAAAGGAUGAAUUUUGAGAUUUUAAGUUUUGAACUGAUAUAUAAUUUCUUAUGAUUUCUAAAGUGUGACAGGGAA
Labeo rohita (rohu) is the source of this 1764-nucleotide messenger RNA. RefSeq names its product stonustoxin subunit alpha. The transcript has 3 exons. Gene Ontology annotation, molecular function: protein binding. The record is from RefSeq and is a predicted model, not a curated record. Lineage: Eukaryota; Metazoa; Chordata; Actinopteri; Cypriniformes; Cyprinidae. The coding region runs from base 13 to 834 and encodes 273 amino acids.